Molecule: messenger RNA, 711 nt
Organism: Sporothrix brasiliensis 5110
Lineage: Eukaryota; Fungi; Ascomycota; Sordariomycetes; Ophiostomatales; Ophiostomataceae
Product: vanz-like protein
Exons: 1
Coding region: 1-711 (236 amino acids)
Source: RefSeq, a predicted model, not a curated record
AUGUAUGUCGCAGGCAUCUUCUUCCUGCUCCUGCUGCUUGCCGGCUAUGCCGGCCUUAGCUCACUGCAGCUCGGCGACAUUGUCAACGACAAGAUUCUACAUUUUGUAACGUUCUUCCUUUUGACUGUCGCCUUCUACUGGAUCGUCGACACCAGCCGCAGGCGCACAAUGAACAUGGCACUCGCAGUGUGCACAGGUGGCCUGGGCGUCGGGUCUGAGGUGCUGCAGGCGCUGCUGCCCGACAACGGCCGCGUAUUUGACGCCAUGGACAUUGUGGCCAACGUCCUCGGUAGCUUGGCAGCGCUGGGCCUGUGCUCAUGGUACCACAAGCGGAUGCUGGAUCGCAAGCGGAACCGCAAAUACGCCGCCGUGCCGGGCGAGGAGGGCCACGGCGAUGAGGUAUUGGCUGACACGUCGGUUGUUGACAUUGAGCUCGGCGAGGGUGUCGGAGACCAGUCGACGAUUUUGCACGAUGGGGGCAACGGCGAGGUAGUGGGCACAUUUCCACCCGCCAAGCCUUUGACAUCACCUGCCGAUGUGCCGACAAAAUCUACGGCUGCCGGGGCUGCUACCUCUUCGACUGCGGUCCGGGGCACGACUUUGGAGGAAGAGCUUGACAACUGGGAUGAAAACGCCGAAGAUAACUGGGACGCGGACGAUACCGGCGACAUCGGUGAGGGCAGCGGAACGGCGAAAAAGCGGACCGAUUAA